AUGGCCGACAUCAACUCAGACGACGACCCGGACUCGGCAGCAAUGGCAGAGGCCAUGGGCUUCACCGGAUUCGGCAUGCAGCGCGCCACCAGGAAGCGCAAGCUCACCCCGCCCGCCCAGACGGGCGCGAACAACGCGCCCCUCGGCAAGCGCCGGCCGCUCAACCUGCCGCAGCCCGUCGUGUCUGGCGGAGGAGGCAACGCCGAGGAGAUUGACCUGGAUGAUGACAACGACGACGAUGACGGAGUGGGGGCUCAGGGCGACGGUGGCGAGGCGGGGGAGGACGUCCAGGCCCAGGCCGGACUCAACGCCCUCAGUUUCACCGACGCGCCGCCUGCGACGGGUCGCCACCAGCUUCCCCCGAAGCCGCAGCAGCAGAACCACCACCACGCAGGCAAGGCGGCGCGACACCCCGGCGGCAGGGCCGGCGGCGGGCCAGGGCAGGUGCCAUGGUGGGAACGGGCGUGGGAUCCGCGGCUCGUGGGCAGGAUGAUCGAGAACCCGUGGGAGCGGCUGGAGAGGCAGCGUGGGCUCGGGGCCCGGGGCACUUGGCCGACAGCGAGGGUCUCACGCGCGGGUGGUGAUGGUGAUGAUGCGGCUGCGGCGCCUGCUGGGGUUGGAGGUGGACCGUCUGGGAUUGGUGGUGCUAUGGGCUCGCUUGGGGGGAGUGAGCAGGCUGCCCAGGCGACGGUGUCAUGA
This is a messenger RNA of Diaporthe citri, 699 nucleotides long. RefSeq lists its product as uncharacterized. The record is from RefSeq and is a predicted model, not a curated record. NCBI's taxonomy places the organism in Eukaryota, Fungi, Ascomycota, Sordariomycetes, Diaporthales, Diaporthaceae. The transcript has a single exon. Bases 1 to 699 code for a protein of 232 amino acids.